Achroia grisella is the source of this 2091-nucleotide messenger RNA. RefSeq names its product ATP-binding cassette sub-family G member 1-like. Gene Ontology annotation, molecular function: ATP hydrolysis activity; ABC-type transporter activity; ATP binding. NCBI's taxonomy places the organism in Eukaryota, Metazoa, Arthropoda, Insecta, Lepidoptera, Pyralidae. Gene Ontology annotation, cellular component: plasma membrane. Bases 121 to 2043 code for a protein of 640 amino acids. The transcript has 11 exons. The record is from RefSeq and is a predicted model, not a curated record.
CGUCGUUGAGUGACGUAUGUACACACGUGCGCACGAGCUGACAUAACAUCGCGGGUGAUCAUAUUCGUCAAUGAAAUACAUGUUAGUUUGAAACUGUGAAGUGCUGACUGCGAUGCGCGAAUGAGUUCGUUAAUCAACAUGGAGGGGUCAGGUUCGAGCUCUGGGCGCGCCAUCGGCCGGGAGCACCUGUCCCACCUGCCGCAACGUCCUCCGGUCAACCUCAGUUUCCAGGACCUCACCUACACCGUGCACAUCGGGAAGAACCCCAAAAUAAUAUUGCGCGGAGUCAACGGGGAAUUCAAGUCUGGUCAGCUGACCGCCAUACUGGGGCCUUCGGGAGCUGGGAAAAGCACUCUAUUGAAUAUCCUCGCUGGAUACAGAGUGAACGGAGCCAGCGGCCAUAUAUAUACCAAUGGUGAACCUCGGAAUCUUCGUCAGUUCAGGAAACUGUCCCGGUACAUAAUGCAGGAGGACUUGCUGCAGCCCUACAUCACCGUGCUGGAGGCGAUGUCCAUCGCCGCAGACCUGAAGCUUGGUAGUGCUAUUACUGAACAAAAAAAAGUUGUCGUGGUGGACGAGAUUGUACAACUGUUGAGGUUGGGUAAAGCGAAGAACACGCCGACGGAGCGGCUCUCUGGUGGUGAGAAGAAGAGGCUGUCCAUCGCCCUCGAGCUGCUCAACAAUCCUCCAGUUAUAUUCCUCGACGAACCUACUACUGGUCUGGACGACGUGUCGUCUUCUACGUGCGUGUCGUUGCUGAAGCGGGUGGCCCGCGGUGGGAGGACGGUGGUGUGCUCGGUGCACACGCCGUCUGCGCGGCUGUUCGCACAGUUCGACCUGGUGUACGUGGUAGCAGGCGGCCGCUGCGCCUACCAGGGCUCCGCUGCCGCCUUAGUGCCCUUCCUGCGGCAGCUCCAAGUGCCCUGUCCUACCACGCACAAUCCGGCAGACUUCGUUAUAGAAGUAUCUAGCGGAGAAUAUGGUCCCCACACCGACAGAAUGGUGACGGCAAUAGACAACGGCCGGUGUCAGAAGUGGCGGCAGACAGAAGAGGAGGCAGACCACUCCCAGGAUAUGGAGCUGGAGCAGCUGAACUCUGGCGGCGUGGAGAAACACAACUUCAAGCACGGCAGCACCGCGUGCCAGCAGUUCCACAUACUGCUGCGGCGGAUGUUGUUACAGACUGUUAGAAAUAAGGGCUAUUUAUGGCUACGGGUGUGCAUGCAUUUGUUCCUGGGGGCUAUAAUAGGGCUCCUAUUCUGCAACAUGGGCUACGAUGCCUCCAAGACUAUCUUCAAUUUUGGCUUCUGCUACGCUUGUAUAAUAGCGAUGCUGUACAUACCCAUGAUGCCAGUGCUCUUAGCAUUCCCAAAAGAGGUGCAGCUAGUCAAGAGGGAGUACUUCAACAGAUGGUACGGUUUGAAGGCGUACUACGCGGCGCUGGUCGUCUCCAGAACACCCGCUACCAUCUUCUUCAGUCUUCUAUACUUGGUGCUCACGUAUCCCAUCACGUCGCAGCCGCUGGAGCUGCACAGGGUUCUGAUGUUCGCAACUAUAUGCGUCACAGUUGCUCUGAUAUCCGAAUCUAUGGGAACGGUCAUAUCAUCUACUCUGAGUGUUGUUAAUUCGGUAUUCUUGGGCCCUGCGCUGAGCGUGCCCCUAAUGUUGCUGGCAGUGUAUGGAUUGGGCGACGGUGACCUGCCGCCGCCCAUCAUCUGGAAGCUGGCGAGGUCGUGCUCCUACCUGCGGUACGGGAUGGAGGGGCUGGUGGCCGCCGUGUAUGGAGAGAGGAAGGAAGAUCUCGUGUGUCCUGAUGAUAUAGACUACUGCCAGUACAAUAACGUCGCCGAUUUCGUGAGACUGAUUGGUAUGGCGGGGGUGUCGUUCUGGUUCGACUUCGGUGUCCUGGUGGUGAUACUGUUGAUCAUGAACUUCGCCGCGUACUACCUGCUGCGGCAGAGGCUCUCGCCCAACUACGCCUUCAGAGGCAUCAGGCUCAUUGGCAACUUCAUCAAGAACAAGAUGAGCAUCUCACGCCAAUGAUAUCACUAUACUACAUAUCAUCAUUAUCAUUAUCACUACCAUUAUUAU